Messenger RNA from Tuber aestivum (summer truffle), 2415 nucleotides. The record is from the annotation of a GenBank genome assembly. NCBI's taxonomy places the organism in Eukaryota, Fungi, Ascomycota, Pezizomycetes, Pezizales, Tuberaceae.
GAACCGCAUGCGACUCACGGAAUUGACGUCUAGAUACCCACAUCGAAGCAUCGAAAAUCUGCAGAAUGCGCCCACGGCUACGGGUCCCUAUUACUCUGAUUUCCGCACUGAAGAUUAGUCCGGCAAAACCGGUCCUUAAUUUCUGCCGGACCUAUGCGGCGGGCCCCAAGGGGGCGGGGAAGAAAGAUGAUAAAAAGGGGAAGAAGAAGAAGAAGAAGGGAGGAGGCGAUUUUAUCCAACACGACUUAGGGGGUGCACUGCAAUUCAGCCUUACGGAGGCCAUGCGGUACAUUCGAGCGAUGGAAGUUGGACGGAACCCUGUCACUGUCAAGUACGAUCUCGCCGUCCGACUCAGAACGCCAAAGACAUCCCCGAUUAUCCGGAACAGGAUACGACUGCCCACGCCUGUGAAGACUGAUAAGAGGGUUUGUGUGAUUGCAGAGGGGGUACAUGCUGAGGCUGCACGGCAGGCUGGCGCUGCUAUCGUCGGGACGGAGGAAGUCUUUGAGCAGGUUGGUGGAAAUAUUCUUUCUUGUCUUGGCUUGGCCGUUCUACAAGUAGGUUUUCGUGCUGACAAUCACCCUAUAGAUCCGGAACGGGAAAUUGGAUUUUGAACUCUGCAUUGCCCACGAGGAUUCCCUUAAAGCUCUCAUGGCUACGAAGCUCGCGAAAGUGCUCGGCCCUAGAGGUCUCAUGCCGUCCCCCAAGUUUGGCACCGUUGUCAAGAAUACUGGGGCUGCCAUCAGAGAUCUCGUCGGAAAAUCUGACUACAAAGAGAGGAUGGGUGUGGUUCGAUUGGCGAUAGGCCAGCUUAGAUUUACGGAAGCACAGCUUGCCGAGAACAUCAAAACGUUCAUUAGUCAUCUAAAGAAGGAUAUUGCGGCGUUGGAUAACGUCACGAAAUCCAUCCAUGAAGUGGUUUUGAGUUCAACACACUCCAGCGGAUUUUCAUUGAAUGGCCAGAUUGAGCCGAGUGGGGCCCGGGAAAGCAAACAAUAAGCAGUCCCUGUCGAUCAAAAAAAAGAGGGAAAAAAAUCUUUUCUUCCUUUGAUCAGACAAACACUCCUUGUUGGUCGAUUGUAAUUGUAAGGGUUCCGGUGCAGAAGCUCAAUGCAUGUAUAAUACAGAUUAACUUAUGGUCGGGGACAUGAUAGAAAGGUACACCCCCAUUUUUUAGGAUCCCCUUUUCACCGGAUUUUUUUCUUUUUCUUGUGCGAAGCGCCCCAGGAACUCGAGGCGAAGAACCAUGUUCAGACGUUGAAGGGUAACGUACCCAUUGCUGUAGUUGUGCUCGGCUUAUGCUGGUUUACUGCCUAUUUUGUGCUGCGGGACAGGAUAUAGUACAUUUCUCCACCUCUAAACCGUGUUGUUCGGUUUAUUACUAAAGCACCGUGGUAGGACAACGAGUCUACACCACCCUCCAUAGAGACUUUGCGAUUUCGCAUCCAGAGUCAAAUUCUAGCGAUCUCAUUGGACCAGAACCCUGUUUGACCCACAUCCAGAGUCUUUUCGCAAAGUCCCUAUUAACUGGCAGAUCCCGCCCGGGGAAGAAGCACUUGAAGUGAGAAGAGUCACGGCUGUCACACCCAGUGUGCAGGAGCACGAGCCCUGGAAGGAAAAUUGUUUUUAUUCCUGAUUUCUCAACUAAUGCCAAGCCAAGUACCAAGGAGUGCCCAGAAACAUCCACGAAAGUCUAGAAGUGCCGAGAAGCGUUUCCAGAAAUUCCAUUGAAUAGGGAAACUCUAGGCGUCAUGUGAUCCCCGAUCACUACCGGAAACGGAUCCUCCCGCUGUGUAUUUCGUCACUCGGAUUGGAUGUCGAUUUAGGCUUCCGGAGGGUCGGAGGCUGUGAAAUAGUCUACCGUACUCGAGUCUUAUUUUGCUGUGGAGCCCUCCGAGAAUCUGAUCACGCUUUUGACGUCGGGGGGCUUUUCUUUUCUUUUCUUUUUUGCCUCCUCCAUUCCCUCCCUUUUACGGUACCAAUGGAAGGGAUCUUUCCGAAAUCCGGAGAAAUUAAAGUUAUCAGAUGAGUUCGGACUAUCGGUACUCGAGUACAGCAUCAUACUGUUAUCUUGCUCUACCAGUACCAGUAAUACGUAGAAAGGCAGUAAUAGGAGGGGGGGGAAGACAUUGCCAUCGUGAUGCAAUUUAGUCUAACCUUAACAAUAGCUCUCUAGAUUCUCUCCACGAUAAACUGAUUCCCCUUUACAUGCUGUAUCACAUUGUGGCCCACGACGAAGAAGCAUCCUUUCGUCAACUUCGUGCGGAUAUAUAGGCGAGGCAGACUUUGCCUAGCCUAUUAAAUUAUUCAUACAGGACGCACAUGAUACCCCUGCCCAUAUGUUAUCUAUCGUAUCCCCCCAAGAGCCCUCGGCCAAGAUAGGAUCCAAGACUUUAUAAGGAAUAAAAGUACAAG